This is a messenger RNA of Oryzias melastigma (Indian medaka), 3503 nucleotides long. It is a transcript of the gene snx30, whose product is annotated as sorting nexin family member 30. Gene Ontology annotation, molecular function: phosphatidylinositol binding. The record is from RefSeq and is a predicted model, not a curated record. The transcript is spliced from 9 exons. Bases 204 to 1550 code for a protein of 448 amino acids. NCBI's taxonomy places the organism in Eukaryota, Metazoa, Chordata, Actinopteri, Beloniformes, Adrianichthyidae.
CCUUGUUCCUGAACAUCCGCAGCUGCGCAGUGCAGGUCAGCUGACAUUUGUGAUGUAGCAGCGGGUGAAACAUCCUAACUGUCGAAACUUGAACCUAGGACGGGGGGGAAAGGGUUGUGUUUUUGAGUCCGCACCGUGACACGCGAAGAAGCGGACAGGCGUUAGUCCCGAAACGAGGCCGCGUCCUCCCGCCUUCCGCAGGCAUGAGUGUCGGCACACCGAGAGGCCUGGCCAGCUCAGGGCAGAAACCCAUCACGGAGAUCCCCCACCCGCUGUCCGCCGCCGAGGAGUCGCUCUCUCCAGGGCCAGAUGUCAGCAUCAGCUCCGGAGGAGACAAGGACCUGGAGCUCACCAACGGCACGCUGGUGGAAAACUCCAGUCCCGCCUCCGCCUCCUCCACCUCCACCUCCGCGCUCCUCAGCAGGCUGCAGGUGGAGGACAACUUUGAAGCAGACGCCGCAGACCUGUACGCCACCACAGAAACCCGCGAUCUCUUCGUCACAGUGGACGACCCCAAGAAGCACGUUUCUACCAUGGAGACCUACAUCACCUACAGAGUCUCCACCAAGACGACACGGAUAGAGUUUGACCUGCCGGAGUACUCCGUCAGGCGGCGCUACCAGGACUUUGACUGGCUGAGAGUGAAGCUGGAGGAGACCCAGCCGACAAACCUCAUCCCCCCUUUACCUGAGAAGUUUGUGAUGAAGGGCGUGGUCGACCGCUUUUCGGAGGAGUUUGUGGAGACCAGGAUGAAAGCUUUGGACAAGUUCCUGAAACGGGUUGCAGACCACCCCGUCCUGUCUUUUAACCCCCACCUUAAUGCUUUCCUGACUGCCAAGGACCUGAACAAGCGUCAGGGUCUGGCCCUUCUGACCAAGAUGGGAGAGUCGGUGAAGCAUGUGGCAGGGGGUUACAAGCUGCGGGCAAGACCGCCGGAGUUCAACGCCAUGGGAGAAUACCUGGACACUUUCAGCCAGAAACUGGGAACCAUUGACCGCAUUGCUCAGAGGAUACUCCGAGAGCAGUCAGAAUACCUCACGGAGCUGCGUGAAUAUGCAUCUGUCUACUCGAGCUGGGCGGGGUCAGAGGAAGAGCUACAGCGCCCUCUAGAGGGUGUGGCCGGCUGCGUCACAACGUGCUGCGGAGCGCUGGAGGACCUGAGCGAAAACAUGAGCCAGGACUUCCUUCCUGUCCUUCGAGAAUACGUUCUUUACACAGAGACGAUGAAGAACGUUUUGAGGAAACGAGACCAGAGUCAAGCUGAGUACGAGGGUCGCUUAGAAGCAGCCGUGCUGCGCAAACAGGAGGACCGAACACCCAUGCCUCUGGAGGUGGAGAAAUGCCAGGACAAAAUGGAGUGCUUUAACGCAGACCUGAAAGCAGACUGGGAACGCUGGCAGUGCAAUAAGAGACAAGACUUCAAACAGCUCCUAAUCGGCAUGGCUGACAAAAACAUCAACUAUUAUGAAAAGUGCCAGACAGCGUGGGAAUCGCUGGUUACCGUCCUGCAGGACAAACAGACUGAAGACAAAACGAGUGAGACGAACUGAAGCGCAUCUUUGUGCCGAUCAGCACAUUUUUUUUGUUUGUUUGUUUUUCUGUGACACUCUCAUGCCAAGGAAAAAGACCAACCAGGCAGCAGAUCUCCACUGCUGAGCUCUGCUCCUGCUCUCCUGUGGGACAGAUUGAAGGAGGCGUCUGAUGGUGCAUUCAGGGACAGCUGGGAGCCAGCAGGAAUCUCUGUACAGAUUUUGUUGCCGUACCUAUCCACAUUUUCUACGUAACACCUUCAAAUAUUAACAGUUUGUUGCCAAUGCUGCUUUUGUUUAUUUAACAAAGAUUUAGGGGGGAGACACACUUUUGGUGUCCCCCUCUGUUUUUCACAUUGAGCCAAAUGAGAAGGACAGUUGUUGCAGAAAUGUUUGGUUUUGAGCCAGGCAUAAAGUUUUUUCCUUUUGUAAAAUCCUGUGAAAAUGUCACUUUUUUUUUGCUGGAAAAACUAAUUCUCCAAUCAUUUUUGUUGCAUGAUGUUCCUCAUCUUCUUUUAGGGAAUACAAAUCAGCUUUGGAGCACAAAUCCUAUCUGCACAUUUACUGGAAUUCAGAGCAGCAGCGCCCUCUUGUGGUCAUGUCUUUUGUAGCUUUUUCCUCAUUGCUGUUUCUGUCCACUGGACCCUAAUCAGCACUUUAACCAGACAAAAACUUAAGAGAGUUCAAGAUCCCCGCUCUAGGUCUGCUCCUGAAAACAUUAAGGUGGAACAGAAGAAAAUGCAGUCUUUUUGUGUGUGUUUGAACAUAAACAGAAAUACAGAGAAACAUCCAGAAAGUGGAGAAAAAGAACAGAAAACGUCAUUCUAGAAGGAUUCUUCUCUGUUUUAGAUUAAUUCAAACAUCCUCUGCAUCUGCAGUUUAGCUGUUCCACCUUAAACUUGAAGAUUUACAUUUAGCAAAAAAUGGUUUACUUAAGCAGCACUACUUACAUUCAAGGACUCCGCUCUGCAUUUGUUUUCUCCAUAAAAGGGAGUCAGGAGGAAAUGAAAUUGGGUGAGAAUUGAAAGCUUUCCUCAGUAACUGUCCUUGUCAGUCAGAGUCGUUCUAACAAGCUGAUGGAAGAAACCAAACAUCACAUUUACAAAGAUCUUCUUGUUUUGUGGCUUAAAUGAGAUCCAUAACCUGAGAUUGCAUGAAAGUACGAUUGUUAUUUUUUUGUUUGUUUGUUUUUUAGCUUGAUGUCACUUUACUGGUCUGCCUUGAGCUCCAAUCGUCUCAGCUGCCUGUGAUUCUCCUUUUCUUGAAUUUUCUCCCUUUCCUUUCAGUAUCAGUUAAAAAAAGCUUUAAGUAGCUGAUUUUUUUCUCUGCCAAGUUAAUACAUCAGGUGAAUAACAUUUUUAUUCUUUAGAUAGAUUAAACCAAGAUAAAACGAACUCUCUGGGUUACUGUGAGACAAACUUAAGGCAGCAGCUGUAGGUUUGAUCCACAGAUUAAAAUAACUUCAUUUCAUUAUGCUUAAACAUAAUGAGAAACCAACAAGCAUUUUCAAAGAUUUCUUGUUGGUACGUUGUGAUUAAAGAUGUUCAAGAUGCAUUUACUCUCUCCUAACUUGUAUCAAACUAAAGGUUCAGGUUUGCAGCUAAGCCUCAUGGGAAAUGGCGUCUGCUCUCUGACUGCAUCAUGAAAGAGCACAUUUUGAGAGCUUACUGAGGUUUCUGGACUGUUUGUCCUCUUUUCUCACAGCUGUUUGCCUGAUUCCUUUUGCACUAAAAUCUGAGUCGACAUUAAUACUGGUACUUAUAUACCAUUAAAUAUCUUCUUCCUUUUUUUGUGUUUUGAUUCCAAAAACUGGUUACUGACCGUCUGAGCUAAGGUGGUUUCAAGUCUAAAGCCGUCCACACAAACAUCCUUCUUUUAGCGGCUCCUCUCCAGUGUGCACUGUUUACGUUCCUUACUGUACAUUUGAAUGUUUAUAACAUUUUGUUGUAAUUAAUAAAUAAGCUUCUAUACAGA